Molecule: messenger RNA, 1359 nt
Organism: Pangasianodon hypophthalmus (striped catfish)
Lineage: Eukaryota; Metazoa; Chordata; Actinopteri; Siluriformes; Pangasiidae
Gene: ska1
Product: spindle and kinetochore associated complex subunit 1
Exons: 7
Coding region: 281-1054 (257 amino acids)
Biological process (GO): regulation of microtubule polymerization or depolymerization; chromosome segregation; mitotic cell cycle
Cellular component (GO): spindle microtubule; mitotic spindle; outer kinetochore
Molecular function (GO): microtubule binding
Source: RefSeq, a predicted model, not a curated record
UUAAUGAAGCACAGACACUGCAGGCAGAGAUGCUCACUGCAGUCGUCAAUAUCAAUUUGUAGUUCCUUGCUGAUUUUACAGUUAUUUACAUAGAUUUUAUAAAAUGUCAUGUAACGUAAUCCUGUUUUUUGUUCAUUGGAAGGUAGAGUAAGAUGAAACCAAACAAUUUCAGCCAUACCUAGGCAAAGGGAAUCUUAAAUAUUUAAAAAUCUGUCCGGUUUUGGAAUAAAAAGCAAUGAGCCAUUUUGGAGCCGAAAGAGUCGACUCUUCUUAUUGAAAAAUGAGUCAUUGUGAGCUGGAAGAGGUGACAAAACACAUCAAUGACAAGAUUUCACUCGUCAAGAGGCUCUUAGAGCUGCGAGCAGUAGCAAAAGAUCCAGAUAAGCGGGCAUAUCUGCUCAAAAUCGAGCAGGAUGUCAAUGCCAUAAACGGGCUUCUCGACCGGUUUGAGAGAUACGUCACUCAGCAGAGGGACCUGCUAAAGCAUCUGCAGGACCUGGACAUGUUCUUCCAGGAGGAUGAGCAGAAUGCGCGGCAUCUAUUAGAGAACAUCCCACCACACAUGCCUCGCAAAGGAGGGCAGCCGACAGCCCAAGGAGGACAGACGGCGGCUCCCGGCAAGCAGGCAGAAGUGAAUUCAGCCCCCCAGGAGCAAGAACAGCCCAGGAAGCCCCCACGGAGCCAGAUUAAAGAGAUGGAGUUCAUCACAGUGCAGGAGUUCGACGGCAUCCCACAGUACAUGAAGGGACGCGUGACGUAUGACCAGCUAAACUCUGCUGUAAAAAGCAUCAACACGGCCGUCACUGGGAAAUAUAAAAUCCUUCAGCAGCCUGUCAAGAGCCUGAGUAACGCAGCUCGUAAGCUCCAUCAGCGCUUUAAAGACCAGGAGACCAAGGACACUAAAGGUCAGUUCUUUGUGGUGGAGGAGGACCUGCGUGAACUGGCUCAGCUGAAGGUGGAUAAGCGUUUUGUGGGUAUGUUGAACAUGCUGAGACACUGCCAGAGAUUAAAGGAGCUGCGAGGAGGUGGUCUGACACGCUACAUGCUGCUGUGAUCCUCACGUCAGGAAACCAGUGAAUGUCCAUGCUUCAGAUUUAUAUUAAUAAGAGAGGCAUGCAUUGGUUUAGGAUCUACACGUGCAGAAAGAACUGCUGCUCAAACACAUGCUGGUGUCUGUGAGUUCUCCUAAAGCUCUCCAAAGACAAUCAUGUUCCACCUGUAAUAGCAUUGUGGGCUUCUUCUGAACAUCCUCCCAAAGACCUUCACAUCACAACUGCUGUCAAAGUGCAUCAUUUUUUCAUGUUUUUUUUCACAUUUUAAUGUACAUUUAUAAUUCUGUAAAUAAAUUUAUUAACACAA